ACCGACAGCCUUCGCCCAGCGAGUCUCGUUUUAUUGUUUGUUUUCUGGUCGUUAUGCGCGCGUACAUUGACUUGUAGUAAUACACCCCGACCUCGUCCUCGACCAUCUCGCACUUUCCGAGCCAUUGGGCCAAGUCCGGAAUUCCCCCGCCUCAUCAACAUUGGACCUCAUCUCGAAACACCCCACCAGCAUGACCCUCACCGACAGCGCGGCGGCGCUCGUCAGCUACGCCAGUUCCUUCGCGUUCCCUCCUCUCCUCUCGCUCUCCCGCGGCGCCAUCCUCUCCCUCCUCCGCAACAUCCAGGUCGGCUCUCUCCAAGUGACCGACUCCGAUGGCAGCAUCACGAUCUGCGGAACGCCUCGCCGUGCCGGCGAGGUUGAAGACGAGAAGACUGUAUAUACAAUCCCACACGCUGAGCUGAAAGUCACGAACGACCUCUUCUGGGUGCGACUGGCUCUCCUCGCCGACAUGGGUUUCGCCGAGUCCUACAUGCUGGGCGAAGUGAGCUGUCCCGACUUGACGGCUUUCUUCAAACUGUUCAUCGUCAACAAAGCCCACCUCUCCAAUGGCACGACCUUUUCCUCCAACCUGGCCGGCCGCCUGUCUGCGAUCAUCCGCAAGACCAACACCCUCACCAAUGCCCGCCUGCACAUCUCCGCGCACUACGAUAUCUCGAAUGACAUGUUCGCCGCAUUCCUCUCCCCGGACAUGACCUACAGCUGUCCCGUCUGGCUACCACGAUCCGAUCCACAGUCAACGCAAGAGACGCUCGAGGAUGCACAAUACCGCAAGCUCACUCGCUUCAUCACCAAUGCGAAGAUCAAGUCCAGCGACCACGUUCUUGAGAUCGGCACAGGCUGGGGCAGCUUCGCGAUCCUAGCAUCCCAAAAGACCGGCUGCCGUGUGACAUCUCUCACCCUCAGCUCCGAACAAAAAGACCUCGCCGAAGCCCGCAUUCGUGAAGCAGGUCUCUCCGACAAAAUUACCGUCCUCCUCUGCGACUACCGCAGCCUUCCCGUUCCCGCGGAAUCCGAAAAGUACGACAAAGUUGUCUCGAUCGAGAUGCUCGAAGCCGUGGGCGCAGAGUUCCUGACCACCUACUUCCGAUGCAUCGACCAGCUGCUCAAGACCGAAGGCGGCGUCGCUGUGUUCCAAUGCAUCACCAUGCCCGAAUCUCGAUACAAAACAUACUCCGCAUCUGACGACUUCAUCCGACGGUACAUUUUCCCUGGCGGCCACUUACCGACUAUAACGCAACUCCUCGAUGCGAUCCGCACUGGCUCCUCCAAUGCGAAGACUGGCAUUGAACCACGUCUCAUUCCGGAAAGUAUAGAGAAUAUCGGCCCGCAUUACGCGAAAACGUUGCGACUAUGGAGGCAAUCGUUCAUGCAGCAGUUUAGCACGAAGAUUCGACCAGCGUUGCUAGCGGAACACGCGGCGGGUGAGAGAGGAGGGAAGAAGAUGAAUGAGGAAGAUGUGGAGGUGUUCAAGAGGAAGUGGGAAUACUAUUUUGCGUACUGUGAAGCUGGGUUUGCGACAAAGACGUUGGGAGAUGUGAUAUUGACUGUCGGGAGAGAAGGGGCGGUGGAGAUGAUGGAGGACGUGCCUUUGUGA
Zymoseptoria tritici IPO323 is the source of this 1615-nucleotide messenger RNA. RefSeq lists its product as uncharacterized. The transcript has a single exon. Gene Ontology annotation, biological process: lipid biosynthetic process. The record is from RefSeq and is a predicted model, not a curated record. The coding region runs from base 191 to 1615 and encodes 474 amino acids. Lineage: Eukaryota; Fungi; Ascomycota; Dothideomycetes; Mycosphaerellales; Mycosphaerellaceae.